Triplophysa rosa is the source of this 1075-nucleotide messenger RNA. RefSeq names its product zinc finger, C2HC-type containing 1A (gene zc2hc1a). Lineage: Eukaryota; Metazoa; Chordata; Actinopteri; Cypriniformes; Nemacheilidae. The record is from RefSeq and is a predicted model, not a curated record. The coding region runs from base 95 to 1075 and encodes 326 amino acids. The transcript has 10 exons.
AAUCAGGUUUACGGAUACUGGCACGUGGAGCGGCUACCUUGGGAAGCGUAGUUGCUACAGCAUCGUCUUUAGUGUAUUACCAAGAGAGAAAAAAAUGAUGGAGGAAAUAGACGAAUUGCCUCCCCUUUCCGAAGAUCUGGUGCCCUGCAAAAUAUGUGGGAGGCGUUUUUUUCCAAAGGUUCUUAAAAAGCAUGUGCCCAUCUGCCAGAAGACUGUAUCAAAACGAAGAAAGGUGUUUGACUCUAGCAGGCAAAGGGCAGAAGGAACUGAUAUUUCUACAGUGAAACCUAUAAAAUCAAAGUUACACAGUUCUACCAGCAGCUCUAAGUCUGAUAAACCUGAACCACCCAAGAAACAGUCCAACUGGCGUCGGAAGCACGAAGAAUUUGUCGCCACUAUUCGCGCCGCCAAAGGCUUGACUCAAGUGAUGAAAGCUGGAGGACCUCUUCCUCCACCCCCUCCUCCGUCCUACGAUCCAGAUUAUAUCCAGUGCCCAUAUUGUCAGCGGCGCUUUAGUGAGAAUGCAGCGGAUCGCCACAUUAAGUUCUGCAAGGAACAAGCGUCACGGAUCUCCAACAAGAGCAAGUUUCCUGGAAGCGAUAAAGCAAAACCCCCUGCCAGGACUCAGCACAAACCUCCUCCACCAAAGAAAGCAAAUUCCCCCGCUGCACCUGCCGUUUCUUCUCGUCUACCACAACUCUCGGCUUAUGGGCAAGGUGCUGGCACAGGCAUUCCAAGCAGCAAAACCUCUUCCACCGGCUCGGCCAGAAGCGUGUCAUCGGGAUACUCUCCUUUACGGAAUACGUCCUCUGGCCUGUGCAGCCCUCCCUCUGAAACCAACAUGAAACCUAAAGGCUUGGUUUCGCAAAGCUCCCUGAAAAAUCCCCCCUCUGGAAUCGGGAUGAACAAGAAGAAGGUCCAAAAUGCAGACAACUGUAUUUCAAGGAAUGAUGUGAAGAACGAUAUAAAUCACUCCACGACAGGCACCAAGUUCUGCCAUGAGUGUGGGACCAAGUACCCAGUGGACUGGGCCAAGUUCUGCUGUGAGUGCGGGGUAAAAAGAAUGCACAUUUAA